AUGAACGACAGUGUUUAAGCAAUUCAAGAAAGUUAUACUAGAAUUAAGUUAUUGAGUAAUGAUGUCUAGAUUAAGGACUAAACAAUCAAUAUACUUUAAGAAAGAUUAUAAGAAUUAGAGGAAUAGUUGAGUUAAGCAAUUAAACAAAAAGAAUAUGGUGAUAAAUAAUUUGGAAUUCUUUAGGAAGAACAUGAUUAGAUGUUUGAUAAUUAAUAGAAAAAAACAAAGUAACUGCAAUAAUUUAACUAAUAAUUAUUGGUUGCAUUGAAGGAAGUGUAAGAUAAGAAUUAAGAGCUUUUGGAAAAAGUAAAAUUUCAAAGUUAAGAAAUAUAAUAAAAAUAAAUGGCUUAAUAAGAAGUAACUGAGCAGAUUUCAUUAAUAAAGGAUGCAGUAAAAGGAUUGGAAGAAGAAUUAUAAUAAUUAACUAAGAAAAAUUCAAUUUUAAAAAAAGAAAAACAAGAAGCAGAAUAAUAAUUGAAAUAGGUUUCGAAUGAAAAAAAUAAAUUUGAAAAUAGUAUAAUGAAUAUGCUAAAAUAAUUAGAAACAGAAAAUGAUUUAUUAAAAUAAGAAUUAGAAGAUUAUAGAUAAAGAUUGGAAUAACAACAUCAAGAAUUAGUUGAACUAAAAUAUAUGAAGAUUUAAUUUGAAGAUUUGGAAAAGAAAAAUUAAUAAUUAAAUGAGUAAUUUAAUAUCUAGGUUCAGACUGCAAUGGAGUGUGAGAAGAAUUAUGCUUUAUAAUUUGAUGAAAUGAAUAGAGCAAAUGAAAAAUUUAGGAAAGAACUUGAAAGUUUAAAUGACCAGUAUAAACAACAAAAAGAAUAAUGCAAUCAAUUAGAUUAGUAAAAUAAAGAAUUCUCUAAAUUAUUUAACUAUAUUUAAUAAUAAAUUGAGGAAAUUAUUGCAGAAUGUUUAGUUGCUAAGAAAAAAUCAAAUGUAUAUGAUAGGCUAUAUGAAGGAAGAAAGUCAUCAUCUGCUUCUAGUCGUAGAUCAAUUCCUAAAAAGAAAAAAAAGUAUAGUUAUAAUUAAAUACAAAUUGAAGAAUUCUUUAUUGAUAUCAAAGAAAUUAUUUAAAGUUUAAUAUCCACCAAUACUUAAUUAAAAGAUGAAAAUGAUUAAGUUUGCAAGAACAUUUAGGAUAUGCACAAAGUUGGUGAAUAGCUAAGAUAUAAAAUAGAAUAAUUGAAUUCAGAACACAUCAAAACAAAAGAUUAAUUAUAAUUAGAACAUUAAAUAAUAAUAGAGUAAUAAGAAGAUAAAAUUAAUUAGUUACAGGAUGCUCUUUAACAAUAAAAUUUAUAGGCUUAAAAAGAUAAUUAAUAUAUUAAUUAACUUAUUUAAUCAUGUCAUCAAUAUGAUCAAUAGAUUUUAGAAAAAGAAAAAUUAAGUUAGUAGUUCCUAUCGUAAAAGUAAGACUUGGCAUAAGAAUUUGAAGAACUCAAUAAUUAAUAUCUACAACUUCAAGCAGAAUUUGAAGAAUUACUUAUGAGAAAGGCUAUUUCUUAAAACAAAGUUGCUCUAAGCUAUAGUCUCUUAUCUCAUUUAUUAAAAGAUAAGAAAAGUCAAUAUUUAUUCUAGCAAUUCAAUUCAUUUUCUAAUUAUAUUCAUUAUUUUGUAUUGCUUAGAAAUGUAUUUAAAGAAAGAAUUCACAAUGUUUAUCUAAGAUUUAGAAAAGUAGCUUAUGCAAUUAUUUUUGUCAAAAAACUUAAAAAAACUGUGUACAUUAAAGAUGAAGUAAUCAAUCUUCAAUUCGAAGACAAUGAAGUUAUUGAUUAAACCUUUGAAAAGUUUAUACCAAUAUUUCAUGAAAUAGAAGAGGGAAAGCAAACAGAUUUUAAUAUAGUUAAUAAAAUGAUAAAAGAAUUGAAAUUCUAGAUAAAUAAAUACGAUAUGAGAUAUCAUGGAAGAUCUAUUAAUUCAUAAAAUUACUAUCAAAUUUUAAAUUUUGCUAAAGAAGAUAUUUUAAGAAAUAAUUCUAUUGGAAGUUAAAUUGAUUAUUAUAAAUAAUAAUUAAGUUCCUUAUAAACUAGAGUUUAUUAGUUGGAUGAAUAUGUACAGUAAUUAGAGUAAGAAUUAUCAGAAAAAGUUAAUUUUUCAACAACUCAAUAACCAUAAGUUUAUUUACAAUAAUCUGAAGAAUAAUCAAUAAAUAAAUUUAGAACAGAUUCAUCUCCUCCUUAAAAAAAUAAUCUAUCAGUAUCCCUUCAAAAUGAACUGAUGUCAAUUUUGAGUAAGAAGUCAUCAGCAAAUUUAUCGAAAGCUGGUUAGAUAGUUAAAUAAGGAUUUUGA
Paramecium sonneborni is the source of this 2286-nucleotide messenger RNA. The record is from the annotation of a GenBank genome assembly. Lineage: Eukaryota; Ciliophora; Oligohymenophorea; Peniculida; Parameciidae.